GUGUGUGUGGUUACGUCACAGCUGGGUAGGCUUUAUAAAUGUGUCCCGCUUUUCUUCAUGAGAACAAGUGCUUUCACUCUCAUACGAGUAGCACGCGCUCCUCAACAAGACAAGGAUGAACUGUGGUGUGUGUGUGUGCGUGCUUCUGGCCGCCCUCUCGGUCACCUUUGCGGCUCGCACCCGCUCCUCUCCAGCGCAGGAUGAGAAUGACGCUCUGCCCUCGCAGAUGGACUCCAGCAUGAACGCAGGACACGACGCCAACCCCCGCGCCAACCUCAACGAGCUGCUGGCCAGACUUAUCUCCAGGAAAGGUUCUGUUCGUCGGAACUCGAACAAGGCGAAUGCUUUGAGCGCUAACCACCGGAUAAAAGACCGGGACUACCUGGGAUGGAUGGAUUUCGGUCGCCGGAGUGCCGAGGAAUACGAUUACUCCUCAUGAGGGACCACGCCUCAUUCCUUACUUUCCUAAAUAAAGAAUAUAUUUAUUAUUAUUCCCCUUCUUCUUAUAAUGAUGCCGAUGAUGUAUUUGAUGUACAUGUUUGUAAAUUGAUGAUGCAAUAUACACUUAUGCCAAAUAUUUUCAGAAACGUCUAAGGGGUUGUAUUUUGUUGGUGUUGUUUUCGCUUUUGUGGUCUUGUGAGUGACUGGGAAGAUGAAAGCUGGUCUGGGUGACACAGUGCUGUUCAUGUGUUUCCAAUAAACCGGGUCAGGAUUCGGCUUUGGCCUCAAACCGUG
Molecule: messenger RNA, 735 nt
Organism: Hemibagrus wyckioides
Lineage: Eukaryota; Metazoa; Chordata; Actinopteri; Siluriformes; Bagridae
Gene: cckb
Product: cholecystokinin b
Exons: 3
Coding region: 116-439 (107 amino acids)
Biological process (GO): digestion
Cellular component (GO): extracellular region; axon
Molecular function (GO): neuropeptide hormone activity
Source: RefSeq, a predicted model, not a curated record